AUGUCUGCACCUGCAAAUUCUAUACCCAUAGCAGCAUCAUCAGCUUCUAUAAUCACAGAUUCUGAAUCGGCGUACUUUGCUGAUGCAAGGUCCCACUUGAGUGAGUCAACCUCGCCAAAUUCUCUGAAAGAUAGAUCAGGCAAAAAUAACGCUGCGACUGUUCAAUAUGAUGAUGAAAAACGUAAUGAACUUGAUAUUUCACCUCAGGCAACAAUCACUGAUGUAGCUGAUUUGCAAGAUCGUGAAACGACCUCAGAACCAGAGGUGGACACUACGGUAACUCAAAAUGAAGAGCAGAGAGAGACUUCUCAGCCUACCAAGAAUAACAGCGACCGAUUGGUUCAUAACGUGCAACCUCAAUCUACUGAAGAGCCUACAACAGCUUUCGUUAAUUCUACCUCACCCAAGAAACCAGGAUAUCAACGAGAAGAGAGCGAGUGCCAUGAGUAUUAUUUUUCCAUAUAUUGCUGCGAUCUAGAUCUCAGCUCGGGAAAUAUUUUUACGACCUGUCUCAGCUGUUGCAUGUCGUCAAUCCUCGGUCUUUGUACCACAGCGGCCACAAAAAUUUAA
Molecule: messenger RNA, 570 nt
Organism: Ogataea parapolymorpha DL-1
Lineage: Eukaryota; Fungi; Ascomycota; Pichiomycetes; Pichiales; Pichiaceae
Exons: 1
Coding region: 1-570 (189 amino acids)
Source: RefSeq, a predicted model, not a curated record